CCAACGCGUUCCUUGGUUGCGGCUUGUUUUGUGCCAGCGAGGCCGCCGUAGCUGGAGGACUGAUUUCGAGAGUGGAACCACAUUGAGUGUGUCUGUUGUGUGUGGGGGGGGUUUGUUUCCUUGAACGCUGGGGAGUAGCGAGGGUCUUUUUUUUGUUUUACAUUAGGAACCAGUUUGUACAUUAAAACAAAAACAACAACAAGCAUGAACCUCAACCUGUCAGAUUACGACUCCGACAAUUAUUCUUCAGAUGAAGACGCAGACUACGUUCCUUCUGAUGAAGACUACAGUGAAGACGAUGUCAACGAAUUGGUGAAAGAAGAUGAUGUAGACGGAGGACAGGAAAACACCCAAGAGAAGAAGAAGAAGAAAAGCUGCAAAGACAUCUCCGCAAGAAAGAGAAAGAAAGGAGGGCUGUCGUUAGAAGGAGAGGAAGGAGGGAGCGAGAGGAGAGAUGAAGCCGACCAGGAGGACAGUGAAGAGAAGGCUGAUCCGUUGGUAGAGAUAAAGGAGGACAAAGUAAAGAAGAAGGCUGAUGACCUUUGGGCCAGCUUCCUUAGUGACGUGGGGCAGAAACCCCAAACUGCGUCAGUCCAGCCACCCCCCCCGGCUACAGGAGCCAGCAAGAAAGAAACAAAGGAAGCAGAGAAGCCGAAAGAAUCGUCCAAAGUCACCAUCACAAAAGUGUUUGAUUUUGCGGGAGAGGAGGUCCGGGUGACUAAGGAAGUGGACGCUGAUUCUAAAGAAGCCAUGUUCUUCCUGAAGAAACAGCAGGGGGAGGAGACGGAGCAGCAGAGCCCCCCCAGGCCAGAGUCAUCGUCCGAGCCCGCAGCCUCCUCUCGGGGGAAGAGGCCGGCGGGCAUCGGCAGCAUCCUGAACCGGAUUGGAGGGAAGAAGCAGAAGAUGAGCACGCUGGAGAAGUCCAAGCUGGACUGGGACUCCUUCAAGAACGAGGAGGGCAUCGGAGAGGAGCUGGCCACCCACAACCGGGGCAAGGAGGGAUAUGUGGAAAGGAAAGCUUUCCUGGAGCGGGUGGAUCAUCGGCGGUUUGAGCUUGAGAAAAGCCUCCGGCUCAGUAACAUGAAGAGAUGACAGUGCGACCCUCUCCUUCGGCUUCAUGAAGCGAUGACAGCGCGAUCCUCUCCUCCAGCUCAGUAACAUGAAGCGAUGACAGCGUGACCCUCUCCUCCAGCUCAGUAACAUGAAGUGAUGACAGCGUGACCCUCUCCUCCAGCUUCAUGAAGCGAUGACAGCGUGACCCUCUCCUCCAGCUUCAUGAAGCGAUGACAGCGCGACCCUCUCCUCCAAUGACAGUGAAGAACCCCCCCCCUCGUCUUUGACCCUACCCUACCCUUUAGAGCUCAUUUUGUUUUCAGAGUUCCCCAUCUCUUUACUGAUUGUAAUACUGUAUUGUCAUUAUGCACGUUCCACUUUAAUUUAAUUUUAUUUAUUUCCUUUUCUUAUUUUUUUAAUGUAAUAAAUCCCUAACCUUAAACUGUUGCAAGAAUUAAUACUGUAGCAGGUCCCAAUUGCUCAGACGGCAGGGGUAGUGCUGCACAAACCGAUUAUUCGAAUCACAAACCCAAGCUGCUGUUUCUUCACUUUGAAUGGUAAAUUAGCCCGAUCAACACCAAUGCCCCUCACCUGGUUGUCAGCACCUGAUUUCUGUGGAGCGCUCAAUCUGAAUAAGCAGUUCAUGCAGCACUAGCCAGGUGCUUUCUGAUGUCUUUGUAGCUGAGGCUAGUUUGUAGUUUUUCGAAAGCUCAGCUCAAUGGGUUUGCUACCAUGAGUGGUAGACCGUGAGGGGGACAUCAGGACUGUUCAGUGUGAUAACGGGUUGUCCUAAGGCAGGGGUGUCCAAUCACGGUCCUGGAGGGCCAUUCCACUCCAGGCUUGACCGCUAAAAUGAGAUUGUUCGCUUCUUCAGAGUCUGGAUGGAGGUUUAAUUGGUUCAAUUAAACAAUUUAGAACAGGAUUGGAACAAAGACCAGGACUGGAAGGGCCAACUUUGGACACCCCUGUGCUAAGGUGAAGCCCACAAAAAAUGUUCCCAGCUGCUGUUUGCUUUCUAGGGAGCGAGUGAUGGUCAAUUCAGUGGAGAAGGAGAAUCGGGGACUUUAUUUUUUAUUAUAGUUAGAAGAAUGUUUUGCGUGCCCCCUAAAAAUAACUGUGUCUGUCAGUAUAGCAGUGGAAUAACAGAAUUUAAUUUCCCCCAUUGUGCUCCAUAUGAUAAUGUUACUGUAUAUUGCGAAAUAAAGCACUUCUUCGAUUUAA
Molecule: messenger RNA, 2274 nt
Organism: Acipenser ruthenus (sterlet)
Lineage: Eukaryota; Metazoa; Chordata; Actinopteri; Acipenseriformes; Acipenseridae
Product: craniofacial development protein 1-like
Exons: 7
Coding region: 205-1092 (295 amino acids)
Source: RefSeq, a predicted model, not a curated record